UUUCCCCACCUGAAAACUCUGCUUUCCCACCAGUUCCCCAACAUUGUAGGGAGCAGGAGCUGAAAAAAUGGGAAAUAGAGCUGCAUGACUUUUCUUAGUAUUUAUCAAAAACCAUACUGUCCUGACAGACCAGCAUUUCAUUUGUCCUCACCUUCCCUUUCUGGCCACUUAUUUGCAAGCUACAGUCGUCAUGACACCUCACUCUUGCAGCAGAACACUUCACAUAAAAAAAGUAUUUCCAUGAAAUCAGCAACACUCACAGGUAAUGAUAAGUACAUCUAAUGCACACAAAAUUCUUCCUCAGACCCAUUCAAAUUCAGGCCAUGUCUUCCUUCUCUGAUGAAAUAAAGUACUUUGGCCAAAUUAUUUUAUUUUUUUACUUAUUUUUUUUUCCCAUGGCAUUGCCUUCAUUUAAAGAAACCAAUCAGCAUGACCUAUUUGAUGCCAAUGCACUGAGAUCACUUGCUGCAGCGCAAAACACAUAUAUGAACAAACACAGCGUCACUCAGUGGACAGUUGACAGUUAAUGUCAAACAGCGUGGUGUAGCGCUCUGGGCAGUAGUCUGGAUGCGGUACAGAUGAGAUUUAAAAAAUCACUAGCAGUGAUGUGUAUGGGGAUUGAAAAUACUCAGAAUGAAAGGAUCUGUCAGGUGAGACAGCAUUGCCAAUCAAGAAUCCAAGAUGGGCAAGUCAAAGACCAUUGUGCCUCAGAACUCGACAGACCGCACGCUGUUUGCCUUCAUGGUGGUUGGAAUCCCUUUCGGGGUGGUAUGGCUUGGGGGAGUAAUCAUGCCACAUUACCACCACACUGUUGACUCCACUGUGGUGAUGCACAUUGUUAGUGCCAUCUUCAUCCUCUACAACAUUAUCCAUAAUAUGUUGCUGGUGAUCAAGGUAGACGCCAGUGGCCGCACAUCAUACCUUCCAUCAGUCCUCAAACCAGGUUGGAGAUACUGUGCUAUAUGUCAGGUGAACUAUCCCCCAAGAUCUUACCAUUGCCAUGCUUGUGAUGAAUGCAUCCUCAAGAGAGACCAUCACUGCAAGUUUACAGGAUGCUGCAUAGGGUAUCACAACCAUCGAUACUUCUUGGUUGGAGUCUUUUACAUUUUCCUUGGAGCACUUUAUGGUACAUGCUACCAGUGGGACUAUGUGUAUAGCACCAUAAACCUGCCAUUGGUGUAUUUCUUUUUGACCCUCAUAGCUCCUCAUUUUGCCUUACUCUUUGGUGUCAUAAAUCUGUGGGGUGUCUUAGUGGCUGUUCUCCACACAUUGGGCCUCUGCACUCUCCUCAUGACUUUUUACCUCUUGGUCAUGCAGAUGAGAGCCAUCUGUCGUGGUCAGACCCAAUAUGAGAUGAAAUGUAACAUUAAUGAUUAUAAUUUAAGCCUCAAGCAAAAUGUAAUUGAUGUUUUAGGCAAAAGGUGGAAAAUAGCCUGGAUGUCUCCUUUUAUUAACUCUCCUCUUAGAGGUGAUGGUACUGUCUUUAGGAAGGCUAAUGACUAUGAACCUCCAAAAGAUAUUUAACCACAAAAGAGGUCAUGCUGUACUGUAAUGAACACUAGCCUGUUCAAAUGUUUAAAGAUUCUCAUGGGAUUGUGAUUUAAAGUAUGAAAUGAUGUAACAAAUAUGGAUUUAGAUUAAGUGGUAGUGACAUUGAGGUAUUGGUUGUUGAGUUGUGAAUAACUAGUUAAGAUUAUAUGUUAAUGUUGUGAGAAUACCAUGAAUAGUAAAUGUGCUCAAACUAAAUUGAUAGUAAUUGUGUGGUUUCUGAUGAAGUUGUUACUGUUAUUGUCUAGAAAAGAUAAGAAAGUUGUUUAUAGAUUAGACAUAAAGCCAAGAUCUUGCUUAUAGGAGAGUGGCUGAGACAAGACAUCACACCUUGUUUCAUUGUAGCUUUUAUGAUGCGCAGGGAAUCCAGUGGCAGUAUUCUUCCAAACCAGCAGAGGUGUGUGCAGUGUCUUGAGGGCCAGCAAAAAAUUUCAUCUUGUCUUGCUUCCUGUGCAUCAGCCAGUAUCUCAGCAUCUGGUGUUAUCUCAGGACUAGAGAGUAUUUCAAUGUCAGGUUUUCCUUCAGGGUUUAACAGUGCUCUCUUAUCUUAUACAAUUUUUUUUUAUUACCAAAUAUUUCAGUAUUGUGUGAAGUAUCAGUCUUCAAGAAUUAUGACUUCACUAUCAUCUUUUGGUUAUGACUGGUAAAUUGAGCAUAUUGCUUUUCAAGUACAUAUAUGUGACUAAUGAUUCACUGUUUGAGUUCAAGUUACAAUAUCCAUUAUAUUAACAGUGUUAACUUAUAGACAACAUUACUCACAAUACUACUAAAAGUGACAUUUUCUGUAGUUUAACCUGGCAGCACACUGCUGUCAUACUGAAAGAAUACUGCUAACUUAUUACCUGAACUUUGUAAAGAUGACCAAAAGAGACAGGAAAGGAACUAGGAACUCCUCUUCUGUAUUCUGGUAAUGAAAAUGUUUCAGCAAUCUUCCUCCUAGGGGCAUCUCAUCUCAUCUCAGAUAAACAAUGAUUACCUUAGGAAAAUGUGUUCAGGAGUCUUACCUAAUAGUGCCAGUAUCUUAUGCUUAAGCAUGUUGAUUGUGUAAAUGUGAGAUAUUUUUUUUUUUCAAUGUAUAUCACCUACAGUGUAUUUCAGUACUGUAUAACAUGAAUGGUUACCAUGAUGGCAUGCAUAAGACUUAAAUCAAACUACAUUUCCUAUUAAUAAUUAAGUUGUGGUAUCCUAGUAUAUAUGCAUGGCCUUCACAUGUUAAGUAUCUGUGAUAUUUUGUAGAUAGACAUCUGAGUGAGAUAUAUAUAUUGUGCUUCCAGGAAACAACUGUCAUCAUAUGUAAAAAUAUAGGUUACUUAAUACAAGAUUGUAUAUUGUACCAAAUACUGUUACUUUUGUAUUUUCUUUCAUCUUAAUUACAAGUUCAGUAGCUGCCUUAUUUCAUGUAUGAAAGUGAGUGAAUGUGAUAUUCACUAGUAGCAAAUGUUUCUUUCAGCAAACAUAGAAAAGACUGAUCAGGAAUCAGUAAAAUUUCAGGAUGCUUUAGAAAGAAAACAUUCUGGGUUUAAUGGACAUGAUAAAAAUAGGUAGAGAAUCAUCAUAUAGUGACUGAAUAUUUCCCUAAAAUCCUGAAACCAGUGGUCACAAUUUUUCCCAGAAAUAGUUGUUAAUCCACUGUAAGCACAACACAUUCACAAUUACAAUGAUGUAAAAAGAAUUAUUUUGUGAAGUACAAAAAAGAAAAGCUAAAUACAAACUAUAGUAUAUUAGUACAACUCAUUCUUUAAAAGAUGCAUAUGAAUGAAAAAAUAAAUAACUUAUCAAUGAUGCAGAUAUCCUGAACCUCUAGAACAGUAUUUGUAAAAUUUACAUUAUUACAAUUCUGUAAAAUGAACACAGUUCUAUGUAUUAUAUAACAUGGAGAUAUAUCAAUUGUAAAUAAAACUUUGUUAAUAAAACACAGUGAAUAUCAUAAA
Molecule: messenger RNA, 3479 nt
Organism: Scylla paramamosain (green mud crab)
Lineage: Eukaryota; Metazoa; Arthropoda; Malacostraca; Decapoda; Portunidae
Product: probable palmitoyltransferase ZDHHC24
Exons: 4
Coding region: 682-1524 (280 amino acids)
Molecular function (GO): palmitoyltransferase activity
Source: RefSeq, a predicted model, not a curated record